Bipolaris maydis ATCC 48331 is the source of this 884-nucleotide messenger RNA. Its product is annotated as putative methyltransferase-domain-containing protein. Gene Ontology annotation, molecular function: protein-lysine N-methyltransferase activity. The record is from RefSeq and is a predicted model, not a curated record. NCBI's taxonomy places the organism in Eukaryota, Fungi, Ascomycota, Dothideomycetes, Pleosporales, Pleosporaceae.
AGCCAAGUCAUUCCCUUUGUAACAUCGUUUGAUUCGCCAUGUCAUCAGACGCUGAAGAUGAGGGCCUGGAUCUAUUCCAGGAGCCCGCUGAUUACUACCAACCAGAAAAGCAGGCAACUUUUGCCUCUCACAAAUUGCUUUCCGGCAAAGACCUUACUGUCCGGCUCGUGGGACACAAUCCAUUGUGGGGUCACUUCUUAUGGAAUGCAGGGCGGACAAUCUCAUCAUAUCUGGAAGAAAAUUCAAAUCAACUUGUGAAAGACAAGACUGUGUUGGAGCUAGGUGCCGGUGCGGGACUUCCUAGUCUCGUUUGUGCGCUCAAAGGUGCUGCUCAGACGGUAGUCACUGACUAUCCUGAUGCCGAUCUGAUCGGGAACUUACGAUACAAUAUCGACCAUUGCAAGCUACUCUCUAAGCCGCCAAAGAUUGUGGCCGAGGGCUACCUAUGGGGCGCGCCCACCCAAGAUCUGAUAAAGCAUCUUGGUAAUGACUCGGGUUUUGAUGUUUUAAUCUUAGCCGAUCUUCUUUUCAACCACUCGGAACAUGAAAAGCUCGUCAAGACGGUGGAGUUGACGCUGAAAAAGGCACCCACCUCUCGAGCCUUUGUCUUCUUCUCUCCCUACCGACCUUGGUUGUAUGAAAAGGACAUGGCGUUCUUUGAUCUAGCCAGAAAUGCGGGAUUCACCGUAAACAAGAUGUUUGAGAAGAUCAUGGAAAAGGUCAUGUUCGAGGAAGAUCCAGGAGAUGAGCUCCUUCGCCGUACGGUUUUUGCCUAUGAGCUUACUUGGGAAUCUUGAUUUGGUCCAGAAUUCCAGCUGCGAACGAUCUUCAAGAGGUCCAAUCUCGCAAUCUUAGACAUAUUACGAAUGCACAUGUUAUCGAUU